GAAAAAUUUAUACGACUUCGUUUCUCAUAAACCACAAACCCUAACUAUUAAAAAGAAUCGAAAAAAUCAAAGUUCUGAACUUCUGAUCAAUUUCGAUAUGUUAUCGUUAAUCAUCAGAAGGUCUCGAAGCAGAUUCAUCAUCCAUGGAAUCAAAAUUUCUUGUAACUCUCUGUCGGCUGUAGAUUCAAGUUCUUCAGUUUUGGUUUCUAGAAGAACCUUCAGUUCAACACCUGCGUUAAGCUAUUUUGGAUUCAAUUAUGGAAAAAUCUCUAAUUUGAAUCAGAGAUUUGGUAAUUACGCUUAUUCUGGGAGUAGUUUCGCUUCCAGUACUCGAUCAUUGAGCUCAGAAGCUGUAGCUGUGGCAGCGACUUGUGAUGGACUUACUGUGGAACGAAUUAUAGCUAAUCAGUGGCCGAUUUUAGAUGAGAAUGAAGGUGAUUGGAAGAGUCACGCUGCAGCAAUUGCACAGUCUAUUCAAGUCAUCAAGAGACGAUUACAGUGGAAGAAACUCUUGGUGAGGCUGAAAGUUUUAUCUGCAGAGUUGAACAAGUCUGAUCUUUGGGAUGAUCCAACUCAUGCUGGUAAGAUAAGCCGGGAGCACGGCUCGCUUACGGGAAAAAUGAAAGGAGUUAUGACAUUUGAGAGAGAGCUUCUUGAACACAUUGACAUGUUGAAACUCGCUAAAGAGGAGAACGAUUCAGAGUUAGAAUCGGAAACUUUAAAGGCAUUGAUAGAUAUGAGAAGGGUGUCAAAAGAGAAAGAACUCGAGGCUUUAUUAUCUGCGGAUAAUGAUCCUUGUUCUUGUUAUAUCGAGGUUCAAGCUGGAGCUGGAGGAACAGAGAGCAAUGAUUGGGCAGCUAUGGUAAUGGAAAUGUACAAAACAUGGGCUCAACGACGCAAAUUUUCAGUCACUGUGGUUGAUGAAGCUCCUGGGGAGAUAGCAGGAAUCAAGCGUGCUACAAUCAAAGUGAACGGUGAAUACGCAUACGGAUACGCCAAAGCAGAAGUUGGAGUACAUAGGCUGGUGCGUAUAUCCCCGUUUGACAGUGGAAAACGGAGACACACUUCGUUUGCGGCAGUUGCGGUGAUUCCAAUUCUAGGUGAUGGGUCCACCCGUGUGGAGAUCAAUGACUCCGAUCUCCGGAUUGAGCGGUUCCGUUCUGGAGGAGCCGGUGGGCAGCACGCUAACACGACAGACAGUGCUGUUAGAAUCGUUCACAUACCAACUGGCAUAACAGCAACUUGUCAGAAUGAAAGGUCACAACAUAGUAACAAGGCUUCAGCAAUGGCAGUACUACAAUCACGGUUAGACCAACUGGAAAUGGCUCGUCAGACAGCAAUGAACGCUCAACAUACACAAUCACUAACAGAGAUCAGCUGGGGAAACCAGAUACGAACUUAUGUUCUCCAUCCAUACAGAAUGGUGAAGGAUCUGCGAACCAACUACGAGGUCUCUGAUCCUGACUCGGUUCUUGAAGGAGACUUAGAUGGUUUCAUCUUGAGCUUCUUAUCUUCUUCUUUAGACAAAGAUGAUCCUGAACAUUAGUUUAUAGAUGUUGACAUGAUUGUCUCAAGAGAGUUCUACUUAUGUUUACUUGAAACGUCUUUUUAUUACUAAACUCCGAAAGGACUUAGGGGGGGUUAUUGAACGUAGGAUUUUUAUUGAAUCUGAAAGAAAUUAGAAUUCUAUUUAAAUCUUGUGCUAUUCAAUUGAAUGGUUUUAUAAUUCUACUAAAUUCUACUGUUAUUCAAUUGAUUGAAUUUGUA
Molecule: messenger RNA, 1767 nt
Organism: Arabidopsis thaliana (thale cress)
Lineage: Eukaryota; Viridiplantae; Streptophyta; Magnoliopsida; Brassicales; Brassicaceae
Product: Peptide chain release factor 2
Exons: 7
Coding region: 98-1546 (482 amino acids)
Biological process (GO): translational termination
Cellular component (GO): cytoplasm; chloroplast stroma
Molecular function (GO): translation release factor activity; translation release factor activity, codon specific
Source: RefSeq, marked reviewed